This is a messenger RNA of Cajanus cajan (pigeon pea), 1839 nucleotides long. RefSeq names its product actin-related protein 8 (gene ARP8). Gene Ontology annotation, molecular function: protein binding. NCBI's taxonomy places the organism in Eukaryota, Viridiplantae, Streptophyta, Magnoliopsida, Fabales, Fabaceae. The record is from RefSeq and is a predicted model, not a curated record.
UUUUGAAGAUUUCAUUUGUUACGUUAUAUCGCAUGGACCGGAUUGAAAGAGAAGAGAAAGAUUGGAUGUGGGUGAGUUCAUUCGCAGCAUGUCGAUUGUGCUGAGGAAGGUGUGGGAAAUGGUGUCCUGGAGAUCGAAUACGUCAACGGUAGCAUCAACAUCAUCAUCAGAAGUGCCACGUUCUGACAUGGGUGAGUUGGAGCUGCUACCCAGUGACAUCUUGAUGCAAAUUCUGAGGCUUUUGGGUCCAAAAGAGGCUGCAAAGUUGAGUGUGGCGUGCAAGGGUUUGAGAUCCCUUGUGUCUGAUAAUAGACUUUGGGUUCACUUCCUUCAGACCCAUCAGGCUGAACCCUCUGGGGAUUCUGUCUUCUUUGCUGAGACCACCUUGAGCUCUGGCUACCCUCUUCCAGCCUUUGUUGGCCAUAGGCCCCAGCUAUCAUUCAAGCAUAUUUAUGGCCAGAGGGCACAAGUUCCGGGUUCUAUUAUCAUCGAUGGUGGUUCUGGCUAUUGCAAAUUUGGUUGGAGCAAAUAUGGAUGUCCAUCAGGGAGAUCAGCAACAUUUUUGGAAUUUGGUAACAUUGAGUCACCAAUGUAUACUAGGCUUCGCCAUUUUUUCACAACUAUUUAUAACAGGAUGCAGGUGAAACAAAGUAAACAACCAGUUAUUGUUUCUAUACCAAUAUGUCAUUAUGAUGAUACUGAAUCAGCAAAAGCAUUGAGACAACAGCUUAAAGAGGCAAUUUAUGCUUCUUUGUUUGACAUGAAUGUUCCUGCUGUUUGUGCUGUCAACCAGGCCACUCUAGCUCUGUACGCUGCAAAACGAACUUCUGGAAUAGUUGUUAAUAUAGGUUUUCAAGUCACAUCUGUAGUUCCAAUUUUAAAUGGUAGAGUAAUGCGCAAGGUGGGUGUGGAAGUCAUUGGGCUGGGAGCACUGAAACUUACUGGAUAUCUUAGGGAGAAGAUGCAACUGAAUAACUUAAGCUUUCAAUCUUUGUACACUGUUCGCACAUUGAAAGAGAAGCUAUGCUAUGUUGCACUUGAUUAUGAAGCUGAGCUAUUGAAAGAUACACAGGCAUCAUUUGAAGCUGCAGGGGAAGGAUGGUUUACCCUUUCAAAGGAGAGAUUUCAGACAGCAGAGAUCUUAUUCCAGCCACAUCUUGCUGGAGUGCAAGCUAUGAGUCUGCACCAAGCCAUUGCUCUUUGUGUGGAACAUUGCCAUUCUGCAGAUUUAGCAGGUGAUAGUGAUUGGUACAAGACUAUAGUCUUAUCAGGAGGGACGGCAUGCUUACCUGGUUUGGCAGAAAGGAUAGAGAAGGAACUCCGUGCCUUGCUUCCUCCUUACAUGUCCAAUGGAAUUAGAGUCAUACCUCCACCAUUCGGUGCUGAUACACCAUGGUUUGGAGCCAAGAUUAUUGGCAAUUUGAGCACCUUUCCUGAUCAUUGGUGUGUGACAAAAAAGAAGUUCCGUCAGAAGCCUAGACUCAGCCUCAUAUGGUGAUUAUUUAGAUAAAUAUUUUAUAUUCUCAAUCAUGCACCCUUCUCCAAGGAGGCAGGAGCAGACGAUGUGAAUUUUAGUAACUGCUCUUACAUGUAUAAAUAUUAUGAUAAGCCUAUCAUUAACACUCGGCUUGUUAUGAAUAAUUGUAGACUAAACCGCAAGAGUGAAGAAACUGUUAAUAAUAUAGUUGAAUAGCAAAACCACGUGGUGAGAGGUUUGGUAUAAUUAGAAUAAUGCUGAGAUUGGAGUGAUCCAAUCUGGUUCUUCCUUCCAAAUGUCGAAGUGUGAUGUACUUUUAAGAAUGUCAUGAACUUCUAUGAUGGCUUACUCUGCAAAUUUUA